AUGUAUCGACCUCUUUUCUUACGUAUUCUAAGUGAAAUAGUUGUUGCGGAUCCUGCUUUUGAUUCCCAAGUUGAUUGCACCGGAAAACUUGACCACUCUCCCCACAUGAAGAUGUAUGCCGUAAUGAAAUGUUUGUGUAAAGGCAUAGCCGCUGAUAGCACAGAUGAUUAUGUCUGUAUGAGAGCGUCAACCGUCUAUAUGUAUGUCAAGAGGUUUACUAGGAUAAUUGUUCGGCACUUUGGUCCAAGGUAUAUGCGACUUCCUACAAGAGAAGACACAGAAAGAUUAUUGGCAGAAAAUGCAGCUAGAGGGUUUCCUGGAAUGCUUGGAAGUGUUGAUUGUAUGCAUUUUCAGUGGAAGAAUUGUCCAACAGCAUGGGCAGGUACGUUCCGUGGACAUGAGAAAAAACCUACCAUCAUCUUAGAAGUUGUGGCAUCAUAUGAUCGGUGGUUUUGGCAUGGUUUUUUUGGAACGCCAGGGUUAGCGCUAUUAAGAUUGGCACUGAAAUACGACAAUCUUAAUAGCGCUGAACGCCAUUCUUUUUAG
Papaver somniferum (opium poppy) is the source of this 546-nucleotide messenger RNA. RefSeq lists its product as uncharacterized. NCBI's taxonomy places the organism in Eukaryota, Viridiplantae, Streptophyta, Magnoliopsida, Ranunculales, Papaveraceae. The record is from RefSeq and is a predicted model, not a curated record. The transcript has a single exon. The coding region runs from base 1 to 546 and encodes 181 amino acids.